Messenger RNA from Salvelinus sp. IW2-2015, 5803 nucleotides. Its product is annotated as formin-like. The record is from RefSeq and is a predicted model, not a curated record. Gene Ontology annotation, cellular component: actin filament; endoplasmic reticulum membrane; nucleus. NCBI's taxonomy places the organism in Eukaryota, Metazoa, Chordata, Actinopteri, Salmoniformes, Salmonidae. Gene Ontology annotation, biological process: actin nucleation. Gene Ontology annotation, molecular function: microtubule binding.
CAGCCAGGUGAUAAACACCGAGCUCCUCAGACUCUUCCUCUGCAGUCCAACUCCAAACACACCAGCGUCAGGGGACAGCAGUCCAAUUAAUUAAAGUGCUUAAGCGAUUAGCAUGGCGCCCAUAAUGGAGGACAGGCAUACUGUCCUGCAACUCUACGAGCCCGUCCGCGAGCUAUGCAGUAUCAGCCUCUAUCUCCCCAAGGGGAGGGCCCCAGUGUUUAGAUACAAGAGCCACGCCCCUCUGUGGGCCCAGCCCAGUAAUGACCAAGACCAGGGAGAGGUGGAUCCCACAGCAUUCAAACAAAGAGGCCAGUCUUAUGAGUCCGCAGCCGAACUCCUCAACUCCUACCAGGCAACAAAGGAAGCUGUUGCUGAGCUCUGCUGGCUGGCCACGGAGCACCACCAGUUGCUGACUGAUCUCUUAUCUCUGUGCGGAGACUGCGCCAACAAAGUCAGGAUGGGUAAUCAGGAUGGGAAGCUCCAGGGUCACAGAGAGGGUUGUGGGAGCUUCUCAGGACAGGUCCUCAGCAGUAAUGCUCAACAUGCUCUCUCCAUGUCCCCGGAGCACAAGAGAGCCUCCUCACGGGGCAGAAAGCUGAAGAAGCUGGGUGUGAAGAAGUUAGACAGUGCAGAAGAGUUCCUGCAUAGCAAGAUGAAGAAGAAAGUAGGGCUAGGGAGCACUGCAGUUGAGUCUUUAUCUGUCCAGUCCUCGGCUCAGACCCGGAAUCAAUCCAACCUUGUCCCAGUGGUGGAGGAGCAGAGAGUUCCUGGGACCCUAGCACCUCUCCGAGCUCCAGACACGCCAAUGUCAGGCUCCUAUGUCAGUGUGGCCAGCAACCCCAUCCUCCCUGUGGAGGAGCACUUCCAUAUUGCCAGGGAGGGCUGGGACUUCAUGGAGGACGACUCUCGAGCCUCUGAGCCAAACCUGGACUGCACUGACAUGUCUGAGUAUGACAGUGAACUCUGCUUGGGCUACGAAGCUUCGUCCUGUAGUUUAUUGGAAAACGUUCAGGAUCAUAUCGAACGGGAGUAUAUGCUGAGUGGGAACAACAUUCGUCCCAUGCGGUCUGAGGACAAGUCAGCCCACCAGCUCUAUGAUGAGAUCAACAGGAGGGACACAGGGGUUAGGGUGGUGGCCAAGGUGCAGGAGGUUGAGGGCACAGUUCAACGUGCUAGCYAUAUGAGCCCAAACAGGUCCAAAGAGUUCUAUCCAGAGGCUGAAUCAGUUGCACCUCAGCCGUGGACCAGCAGCUGUCAGCAGGAGUUUGGGGAAUGUCUAAACGGGGACAUUAGGGAUACGGUAGGGACCAAACCUGCAGAGGGGCUAAGGCUGCCUCUCUCACACCCUACUGAGGCCUCCUCUACCAAAUCCCACAGUAAGAGUCCCUGUUCACCCUCUCUGUGUGGGGUGUUCAACACCUCMUACCCUGCCACCAACAGUCUGCAGAGCAUGUCCCCAGUGCUAUCCCCUCUAUUGACCAAGCUCCCCAGCCCCCAGCUCAACCACCGCAUCCUGCUCCUUUCUGACGAGGACGUUUGCCAGGGGACGGACAGUGACAGCCCCCGGACUGGAUCCAAAGAGGCGCCCAAAGUCACCACGGAGGUCAUAGAUAAGAAUGGCAACAAGCGGACCAUCACACGGCUGGACCUGAACCUCAGCAGACUACCAGCGACUUCCAAAUGGAAUUCCACCAGCCUCUCCACGGCAACAGAGGAGGCUGACAUCUGGAUGCUGGACGGUGAUGAUGCUAUUUCCCAGACCCAGAACUCCCUGAACCCCGCCUCCCGUCCUGACCACCUGGACAUCCUCAGGAUCACGCCCCCAGAAGAUGACAUCAUUGGAGAUACCCCCUACUACCCUGGACUGGAGUGCACGUCUGAGGUCACCUCCCCUGCAGACAGUGAGGACCGGACCCCUGGGCGGCUCCAAGCCAUCUGGCCCCCGCCCAAGCCCAAGGAUGAGGAGGAGAAGGUGGGGCUGAGGUACACCGAGGCAGAGCACCAGGCUGCCCUCUUGCAGCUGAAGAGAGAAUGCAAAGAGGAGUUGGAGAAAUUACAUACGGACUUUGAGCUCCAGAUCUUYCAGGUGCRUGGGGAGCAUGCUGUGUCAGUGUCCCGGCUGSAGGGAGUCAUCAACAAGAUGCAUACAGACCGUUACCAGGCCUUUAACCAGGGGCUUGAGAGGGGCAAGCUCCGCGAGACCUGUGUGUCCACUGAGGACGACCUGCCCCCCAAAACGUUCCGUAACGUCUGCAUCCAGACAGACAGGGAGACCUUCCUCAGGACCCCCGAGGGUGAGGCCAGCCGGUCCGGUCUCAGCCCCAGCCAGAACGUGCCUAAGAAACUCAACCUGGACUCCAUCAACCUGAGUCUGCAUGGAGGACUGCCUGGUCCACCUCCUCCUCUUCCUCCUCCUCCUCCCCCUCCUCCCCUCCCUGGCCAAAUAGGACUGCUUCCACCUCCUCCUCCCCCGUUACCUGGCAACAUGGGGCCACCGCCUCCACCCCCCCUCCCAGGUUUUGGUCCCCCACCUCCCCCUCCCCUUGGGUUACCUGGAGCUGGCCCUCCUCCUCCCCCUCCUCCUGGGUGUGGCCCACCCCCUCCUCCUGGGGGAGGAUUUGGGUUUGGGUUCGGCCAGGCAGCAGAGAAGGCCCCAAGGAAGCCUGCGUUGGAACCUGCCACUCCCAUGAAGCCUCUAUACUGGACCAGGAUACAGAUCCAGGACAAUAAUAAUAAUACACUGUGGGGUUCUCUGGAGGAGCCAGAUAUCGUAGACACCAAGGAGUUUGAGGACCUGUUCUCCAAGGCCACUCUGCAGCCAAAGAAGAAGCCCCUUUCAGACACCUAUGAGAAGAAGGCCAAGACUAAGAAGAUUAUCAAGCUGCUGGAUGGGAAACGUUCCCAAGCAGUGGGCAUCCUCAUCUCAAGUCUGCACCUGGAAAUGAAGGACAUUCAGCAAGCUGUUUUGACUGUGGAUAACUCUGUGGUGGACUUGGAGACCAUCGAGGCUUUAUAUGAAAAUAGGGCCACUAGUGACGAGCUGGAGAAGAUCAAAAAACACUAUGAAACAUCCAAGGAGGAUGAGGUGAAGCUACUGGACAAGCCUGAACAGUUCUUGUAUGAACUCUCCCAGAUUCCAGACUUCUCUGGCCGGUCCCACUGCAUCAUAUUCCAGUCUAUCUUCCUCGACUCCAUGUCCUCCAUCCACCGCAAAGUAGAAAUAGUCUCCACCGUGAGCAAAGAUCUGCUAGACUGUAGCAGUGUGAAGGAUGUGAUGGGGCUGGUCCUAGCCUUUGGGAACUACAUGAACGGAGGCAACAGGACGCGAGGUCAAGCUGAUGGCUUUGGUCUGGAGAUCCUGCCCAAACUGAAGGACGUCAAGAGCAGGGACAAUCGUAUCAGUCUGGUGGAUUAUGUGGUUGCAUACUAUCUGCGCAAUUUCGACGAGYACGCAGGAACAGACAAGAGUGCAUUCCCACUUCCUGAACCACAGGAUUUCUUCCUGGCCGCUCAGGUCAAGUUUGAAGACCUCACAAAGGACAUGAGGAAGCUGAAGAGAGACCUGACUGCGUGUGAAAAGGAUGUGCAGAAGGUGUGUGCUAACUCCUCCGAGGAGAACCUCCAGCCCUUCAAGGAGAAAAUGGAGGCCUUCGUCUCGACCGUUCAAAAGGACCACAGUGCUGAGGACGACCGGCUCAAAGCUGCACAGAAAAGCUUCCUGGACAUGGUGAGCUACUUUGGGCUCAAGCCAAAGUCUGGGGAGAAGGAGGUGGCYCCCGGUUACGUCUUCAUGCUCUGGUACGAGUUCUGCAGCGACUUUAAGAACACUUGGAAGCGGGAGAGUAAGAACAUCUCCAAGGAGAGGCUGAAGGAAGCACAGGAGAACAUCAAAAAGAUCACAGCUGAGAAGAGGGUGGAAACSAAGAAGRUCAAUGCCAACAGUCUGAAAGAGAGACUGCGUCAGAAAGAAGCCAGCGUGUCCUCCAGCUGAAGAGGAUGAUCAAUGAAGAACAGAGUGGAGAGAGAGGAAGUGGAGAGAGAGGAAGUGGAGAGAGAGGAAGUGGAGAGAGGAGAUGAUCACUUCUUCCCUUCACCACCUGCCUCUUACCCAACAUCAUACCUCACAUAGCCCUCCGUGCCCCCACACUGUGGACCUCUCUACUACGGCCCAUUCUACCGUCCUUACUGACUGGACCAUAUCCACUACUCUCUUCCAACUCAGCCUCUUCCCCAGAUGAGAGGCACCUUUUGUGGGCUUCUAUCACUGUGUAUCCCUAGGACCACCAUCCAGACCAACAUGUACACCAUGGGAAAGAGGAAACUGAAUGCCACCCUGCAGCAGAUAUGCAGGCUGCUAAGUCUACACAGAGGCUGACUAAACCACUGACAUGAUGAGACUCACAGGGGAUAAAGGUCAACCUCAUUCAUCCAGACUGGUGUGACUAUUGAAUGGCCAGCCUGUAGAGCCUGCUCUGAGGCAUGCUGGGGUUCAGGACAAUGAGCACUCCAGCUGACAUAUCUACAUUGAUGACCACUGACCUCUAGGCUUCCUAGGCCUGCUGGAGCUGAGGACCUGCAUACAUUCCUCACUCUGGGUUUCAGGACAGCAUCACACAUCGUGAGGACAUAUAGUCCUAUGUACUGUAGCCAGGUUAUGCAACAACUACAGACGAGGCCUCAUUGUUGCUGAKCUAUGUUAACAAAUAUGGCGAUCUUCACUCAGUGAAAUUAUUACGAUUAUGUAAGACAUUCAGGAGUUGUUAUUCUAACAAUGAUUUAGAAUAUGAAAGCAGUAUACAAUACUUUAAUGUAAAGAAUAGCUUUUCAUCUGCUGUGGCCCAUCCAUGUUUGAAGUGUGUCUUGUAAAUGUAUUUCAAUUGGUGUUUGUUUUCAAAUGAGCAGGGACAGAAACGUUUGACCUGAUGUUGUCUUAUGAAGAGAAUCGGUAGUCUUUAUUGGACKGAGWGUCCUGUUGAAUUCAUAGCGAUGUGGGUCCUGGUCAAAUGGUAGAAACAGGAUGUCGUACCAGUGUUGACUUUCUCACUGUACCAGACUGACCCCUUCUGGGUGAUAGCCAGAGAAUGCAGCAACGCCUUGCUCUCAACCACUGAGUCAGACGUCACGCUCUGAGAUGAACAAGCAACCUUGCUAUACGCUAUGCUGAGGAAAGCAACAGGUCAUCUGAUUGUGGCUGCCCUGACACAUUUUUGAAGUGUAUAUGAUAGAAUAGUUAGUUGUUCCCAAUUAAUUUUGUUUAUGACAUAUGUAUGUCACAAUCCUAUGCACUUUCCUGCUUGCAUCAGCUGUAUUUAGUAGCUACAUCCUUCUGUUAUUGUCAGAAUGGUACUUAAUCAAAUGUACUGAACUUUCUAGCACUUCAACUUGAACUCCUAUGCAAUUCUAUGGUUUCCGUGCUAUGAUAACAUUUGUGAAUUAACAMGUUGUGAUAAAUUGCAUCAUCCAUGUAUUUUUUGGAGAGAACUAUAGUAUAUUUAUUUAACAACAAAAAAUGUCUUUGAACUCUGGAAGAUUUCAACUUUGUCUUGGAAAAUUAUAGACAGGGGUUUAACCUUUAUUUAUAUAUUAAAAUGAAAAAUGUAUGCCAAAACAUUAUUUUUUUCUUUGCGGUUGUAUUUUUGUAUAUUAUUUUGAUUCCUGCCUUAGCUUGAGGAGGAUGCAUGAAUGGCUCAGUAGUCAGGUGAAAGAAGUGUUUAGUUUCAUAUGGAUGUGACCUACWGGGCCUUCGGAAAGUAUUCAGACCCCUUGACCUUGACCUUUUCCUUUUUUUUUCUUUAAGUUACAG